AUGUCUGACAAGAGCCACUCUGACCCUAGAGCCGAUUAUCUUCUGAGAGAAACAACAUUUGAUUGCAAUCUCAACCCAAAGCCCUUUCUGAAUGGGCUGACUGGGAAACCAGGGAUGGUGAAGCUGAAGUGGGGAAUGGAACAGUACAAAGGCUACCUCAUCUCCGUCGAUGAAAAGAACAUGCAGCUUGCCAAUACAGAAAAAUAUAUUGAUGGUGCAUUAUCUGGACACCUUGAUGAAGUUCUGAUAAGGUGUAAUAAUGUCCUUUAUAUAAGGGGUGUGGAAGAAGAUGGAGAAAUG
Messenger RNA from Lacerta agilis (Sand lizard), 300 nucleotides. RefSeq names its product small nuclear ribonucleoprotein F-like. The record is from RefSeq and is a predicted model, not a curated record. Gene Ontology annotation, biological process: spliceosomal snRNP assembly; mRNA splicing, via spliceosome. NCBI's taxonomy places the organism in Eukaryota, Metazoa, Chordata, Lepidosauria, Squamata, Lacertidae. Gene Ontology annotation, molecular function: RNA binding. Gene Ontology annotation, cellular component: catalytic step 2 spliceosome; U1 snRNP.